AUGGACAAUCUCCAGGCUGGUAUAUACCGGCCACACGACACUGCCGUCGUUUAUGUCUGCGAUUGCGAUACUUGCCAAACACAAUGUGUCAAAAUCGACGAAUCUGCUCUAGUACCGUCCGUCUCCUCAGCAAACGAGCAAACGGAGACUCUUAAUGUGGAGAUAAAAAAUCCACUGGAUCACGUUCUCUUGAAACCUCGACCUCGACCUAUCCCAAAAGUGACCCCGGUGCCCUCAACCAAUGCCCAAACCAACUCACCGGCACCUUCCAACGACUCGAUACCUACGCCAUCCUUAACGGUGACCCCAACAAACUCCGACUCUGAUGCAGCAUCGCUCUCAGUCAAGAGAGAGCUGCUUGUAGCUGCGCCCGCUAAGAAAACUCGUCAACCCAGUGUGAAACCAAUGCGUAUUGGCACGAAAGUAACACCUCGUAAUCUGUGUGCACUCGAUUGGCAAGCAAAAGGUCACCAGCGUGAACCGGCUAGUGCAUUCGCACUCUACUGGAACAAUCUGUCGGCCAGUAUCAAGGAGGAAUACAAACGAAUGGCCGCAGCGCAGAUUGGCUCUUCUUCGACACUCCAAGGCAGGGACAGCGUCGAGAAUCGGGAUGGCGGGCGAGGCGGCGGGAUGGCAGCGCAGCGCGCAGUGGGUACCCCAGUGAUAGCGAUACCUAGCGAUACCCCCAAACAAUAG
Molecule: messenger RNA, 696 nt
Organism: Suillus subaureus
Lineage: Eukaryota; Fungi; Basidiomycota; Agaricomycetes; Boletales; Suillaceae
Exons: 8
Coding region: 1-696 (231 amino acids)
Source: RefSeq, a predicted model, not a curated record